Manis javanica (Malayan pangolin) is the source of this 1406-nucleotide messenger RNA. Lineage: Eukaryota; Metazoa; Chordata; Mammalia; Pholidota; Manidae. The record is from RefSeq and is a predicted model, not a curated record.
UAUUCUCCCUCCCACCCAUAGGCACAUGUCUUAUUUUGUGGAUGUGUUUUUAAAGGAAAUAGCAAUAUGUUCACUUAAUACUUUCCUUUACAAUAGGUCCGAUUGUUUUCACAACUUUGUAGAUUCUUGCCUCCAGAAAAUCCCUAAAAAUCGCCCUACAUCAGAGGAACUUUUAAAGCACGCAUUUGUUCUUCGGGAGCACCCUGAAACAGUGUUAAUAGAUCUCAUUCAAAGGACAAAGGAUUCAGAAAGAGAGCUGGACAAUCUGCAGUAUCAAAUGAAGAAGAAGGUCCUUUUCCAGGAGGCACAUAAUGGACCAGCAGUAGAAGCACAGGAAGAGGAAGAGGAACAAGAUCACGGUGUUGGACAGACAGGGACAGUGAAUAGUGUUGGAAGUAAUCAGUCUAUUCCCAGUAUGUCCAACAGGGCCAGUAGUCAAAACAGCUGUGUUAACAGUCUUCCAGAUGCCUUGGAUGACAAAAGUGAGCUAGACAUGAUGGAGAGAGACCACACAGUCAUGUCUAAUAGUUCUGUCAUCCAUUUAAAACCCAUGAGUAUUUGGAUUUCAGUUACAAGGCAAACGCCAGAACAUGAGCAGGAAACUAAGCUUAGAGAACAAAUGUCUGGCUGUAAGAGAAUGAUGCAGCAACAUCAAAAACAGCUGAUGAAUUUGGAAAAGAAGCUAAAGGCUAAGAUGGAUGAGCAUCGUCUCAGAUUACACAAAGAUCUUGAAACUCAGCAUAACAACUUUGCUGCAAAAAUGAAGAAACUUAUUAAGAAACAGGCUGCUAUGGAAAAAGAGGUAGCUGAUCAAGUAAACCCUAAGGAGAAGCAGGCCCAAAACUUAGCCAUCUUAACUGAGCAGUAUGACCACAACAUUAAUGAAAUGCUCUCUACUCAAGCCCCGCGUUUGGAUGAAGCACAGAAGGCAGAGUGCCAAGCUUUGAAAAUGCAGCUGCAGCAGGAAGUGGAGCUGUUGAAUAUUCAGAGGAAAAUCAAGAUGCAGGCUGAGGCACAACGUGAUCUAGAGCUUCAGGAACUUGAACAGAGGGUCUCCCUCCACAAGGCACUCUUAGAACAAAAGAUUAAAGAAGAGGUAUUGACAUUGCAGAAUGAAUGCACUGAACGAAUACGAAGCCUGCUGGAGCGUCAAGCAAGAGAAAUGGAAGCUUUCAACUCUGAAAGCCUGAGACUAGGUUCUAGUAACGUGGUCCUUUCUAACCUUGCCCCCGAGGCAUUCAGCCACAGCUCCCCUGGAGCUUCUGGUUGGUCUCACCAUCCUACUGGGGGUCCAGGACCUCACCGGGGGCUUCUCCCAUAGGUGGCCCACCACAAGCCUGGGGUCAUCCAAUGCAAGGUGGGUCCCCAUCAUGGGGGUCACCCUUCUGGGCCAAUGCAUGGGGUAC